AUGAGCACGACCGCCUCCCUCCUCGCAUGGCUCGCCGCCGCCGUCGCCGGCGACUGCGGCGACGGCCCGACGGUCGUCGUGCCGGCGGACGUCGCCAUGGCGCAGCUCCUGGGCUACGCGGUGUCGCUCCCGCGGACGCUCUUCUCGCGAAACGGGUGCCACUACGCGAGCGACUGCUACCGAGACUACGACAACGGCACGGACUUCUGGUCCGUCUUCGACCGCGAGCAGACCCUCGGCGCCCUGGCCGCCGCGGGGAUCUGCGUCCGCGACCCCCCGCCGGACGGCGCGGACGCGCUCGCGAUCCCGUUCCGCUGGCCCGUCGCGGCGUCGGACGUCGCGCGGUCGCGCAAACUGGUGAACCGCUUCGUCGGCACACACCCCUACGUCGGCUUCGGCGACCCCGGCCACUGCUGCACGCACCUCCUCCCCGACUCGCCCGCGGCCGCGGCGGCGCUCCGGCGCGCGCACCGCGCGUUCGCGCCCUCGUCCGCCGCCGCGGCCGCGGCCGCGCGGGUCCUCGACGCCUUCCGGGAGGGGGACGACGUCGACGAGGCGUGCGUCGCGCACUGGCGCGACGAGGACGACUUCGUCCGCUCCGAGCACGCGCUCGACCGCGACGCGUACCGGGCCGCGAUGGUCCGGGCGCUCGACCCGUGCCGCGCGGCGCUCCUCGUCGGCGACGUCUCGCGCGCGCGGCUCGGCGAGCUCCGCGGCAUCCCCGGAAUGCCGACGCUCUACGCGAAGACGUCGCUGCUCCCGGGCGUCGACUGGGCCGCGGCCUUUGGUGGCGAGGACCUGGCCUCGAUGGUCGACUCGCGCGUCGCCGAGGCCGCGGACCGCUUCGUCGGGUCGCCGUUCUCGUCCUUCUCCGCGCUCGUCGCCUUCGCCCGCGGCCCGGAGCGCACGGCCAUGGCGGACGUCGACGUCGCCGAUUCGCUCGGCGCGCUCUUCGAGGCCCAGUUCCCCGCGGACGCGGCGGCGGUCGGCGACCCCUGCGCCUCGCUCGCGUCCGCGUCGGAGAAGUUCGCGAAGCGCCUGGUCCGCCACACCUGCGCCGUCGGCGCCGAGCGCGCGCCGCUCGCGGCCGACGAGCUCUUCGACCUGCGGGAGAAGAAGACGAAGCGCGGCGUCGACGGAAGGCGAAGCGAGGCCUCGCCGUGCGGGCCCGACUUCGCGGGCCUGUCGACCGCGUACGGCGUCGCGGUCGCCGCCGCCGCCGCCGCGGCGGCCGGCCGGGGCCGGCGCCGCGUCGCCGCGAUCGCCUGCCUCGCGUUCCUCCCCCUGCUCCUCCGACGACCGCCGCCGCGCUGCCGCGCGCCGCCGCGAGCCUGGUCGCGGGGCGAUCCCUGGCCCCCGUCGCCGCCGCCGCUCGCGUGGCCGCUCGCCCGCUCCCACCCCUGCGCCGCGGGCGCGGCCGUCGCCGUCAUCUCGGCAAACCUCGGCGCCGCGGACGUCGUCGGUCCCGCGCCGCGACAGAGAGGCUGCGCGCCGGCGUUCCUUCUCUUCGUCGCGGAGCGGACGCGCGCGGCCGGGUGGACGACGGUGCUGCCCGCGGCCGGCGCCGCGACGCCCGCCGACAUGGUCGGCCGCGACGCGACGGCCUACUCGCGGACCUGGGCCGCGGCGCUGCGGACCGCGCGCGGCGCCUACCGCGGCGGCGGGCCCGCGAUAGGCGCCUACCGCGGCGAAGACGCGCCGCUCCCCUUCGACCUCGCGUCGCUGGGCCACACGGCGCGGACGGCGCUCGCGCCCGAGCACGCCGGGGCCCAGAGCCUGCCGGACGUCAUGGCGGCCAAGUUCGUCAAGCUCCAGUUCCUACGGUUCGACGUCCUGAAGCGCUUCGAGAUCUUUGUGUGGGCGGAUGCGGCGCUCGCGUUCGACGCCUCGGUCGUCGCGCGCGCGCUGCGGCCCUUCGGCGAGACCCGCGCGCGGCGCUCGCGCUCGAGCCGCACCCGCAGCGCAACUCCUCCGCGGAGGAGCUGGACCACUGCCUCGAGCCACAAGCGCCGCCGCGGCUCCGCGCGCUCCGCGCGCGCCUCGAGGCGCAGCGGGCCGCCUACGGCCGCGUCCGCCGGCUGGAACGACGACCGCGGCCUCUACUGGGCGGCCUUCUUCGCCGCGAGACGGCGGCCCGCGGCGUCGGCCCUGUUCGACGCCUGGUGGCUCGAGGUGCGGCGCUGGCAGUACCGGGACCAGAUCUCGCUGCCGUUCGCGCUGGCGGCCGCGGACCCGCCGCUCGCGACGUUCCGCGCCUUCGGCGAGGCCCCGCCGCGGCCGCUGCCGCGGGAGCAGGCCCUCUGCGCGACGCUCGUCGGGGACGUGACGCGGUGCUGCCGGCGCUGCGCGCCCGACGUCACCGCGAAGCUCGCCGCGCGCGCCGCGCGGCUCGACGCCGCUUCGAAGUAA
This is a messenger RNA of Aureococcus anophagefferens, 2409 nucleotides long. RefSeq lists its product as hypothetical. The record is from RefSeq and is a predicted model, not a curated record. Lineage: Eukaryota; Pelagophyceae; Pelagomonadales; Pelagomonadaceae. The transcript has 2 exons. The coding region runs from base 1 to 2409 and encodes 802 amino acids.